This is a messenger RNA of Triticum dicoccoides, 1296 nucleotides long. Its product is annotated as trinucleotide repeat-containing gene 18 protein-like. The record is from RefSeq and is a predicted model, not a curated record. Lineage: Eukaryota; Viridiplantae; Streptophyta; Magnoliopsida; Poales; Poaceae. The transcript has a single exon. Bases 79 to 975 code for a protein of 298 amino acids.
CGUCAGUCUCGUCUCGCCGGCUCGGCCCCUCGCCUUCGCCGGAAAACCUCAGACGGCGCACUGCCGGCGUCGAUCGAAAUGCAGGGCCACGCUGACAGCGAGAGCGGCCUCGCCACCGCGCCUUCCAGCCCCACACGCUACCUCUGCUCCGGGCGAGACGGUGAGUGUGACGAAGACGGCGGAGGCAUCCAUUACUUCUUCAGCGCCCCGGCCAGCCCCGUGCACUACAUCCUCCGUUCGCCGCCAGCGUCCUCCGCGUCGGUCCACUACGCUCCCUCCACGGAUGGAGACUUCUGCACGGCCCCCGGCGACUUCGAGUUCGCCGCGCGCCACCGCGGUAUCGACGGCGCCGGCGCCACCACCACCAUGAGCUCCGCCGAGGAGCUGUUCCUAUCCGGCCGCAUCCGCGUAGGUGGCCUCUCCCCCAUCCGCCAAGAAACGGAUUGCAGGGAGCAGCAGGGGGAGGACGGUGAAGACGAGGGCGGCGUCGAAGGCCGCUCGCCGCGGCCUCGCCGGACCAGGUCGGCUUCGCCGCCCCGGAGCCCGCGGCUCGCCAAGACUGCAGAGCCUGCCGACUUCUUGGCAUCAGCGUCGUCGUCAUCCUCCUCCUCCUCUUCCUCUGCCAAGACCAUGCGGCGGAGGAUAUCGCUGCGGGACCUCCUCGGCCGCACCUGCAGCGAUCCCUCGAUGAGGCCGCCGGCCCCUAUUACCACCGCCGCCGAGAGGUCAGGAUCCUGGCUGCCAUCUAUCUGGCCGGCGCGGGCCAAGAAAGCUCUGCCCUCCCCGGCGCCGCAGCCUGCUCGCCGGUCAGUUUCGUCGGUCAGGGCAGCACCGGGCGGCGCGGGGCGCGAUGAGGCGCCGCGGCGGCGCACAACGUCUCUGCCGUACCGGCAAGGCCUGGUUCUUGGAUGCCUCGGCCUAGGAGCCCGGAGCUACGGGCUCGCAAAGUCCAUGCACCCCCUCUCCACGCGGUGAUCUCGGCACGUCUGGCAAGUGGCGAGGCAUAGUUUCAGGGCUUAUCUGAAAAAUAUUUGAUGCGCUUUUAUCCCCAGUGCAAAAUGGAAACAAUGUUAUGUAUACAUCGCAAAUACAGUAUGAUUUUGUUCAGCCGGCUCAAUCUUUGCUAUGUGAGAGUCCUUUUAUUUGAUUGAAGGAUAAUUGUUACCCAUAUCAAUUCCUUACUUCAUAUUGUAAGGAAUAAACAUCUUUGUCCUGAAUUUCAUUCUCCACUAUUCGUUGUGUUUCGUGUUACUCUCUCCGACCCAUAUUACUUGUCUUAGAUUUAUCUAUGAUACA